CAACGAACUGAUAAGGUAAAAGUCAAAUACUCUCAGUCGGAUAGCAGCAUGUACGGUCUUUUUGUGGUGCUUGUAGCUGUAGUAGCCACUGCUGCCACACAGAGUUGUCAUUUCGGAUCGCACUGCCCGUCCACGGCCACAUGCUGUAGGAACAGUCUCGGAGAAGCACUUGUUGAUUCCCCGGGAUUCGGACAUUUUGGCGGUAUCUCUUUAACAGACCGAUCAGGACAAUGCACAUCUCAACUGUCACGUGAACACCAGAUUUGUGACUCACAUUGUCAUUGUGAACCAGGUUACGAAUGCUAUACUCCCAUGUCUGGGGUGUGUUGUCCGCCAGCUCGCUGCUACAACGCCACCUGGGUACAACAACAGAAGGAUUACUGGCAAAAGUGUAUGGCAGACCCACACUGUGCUCUGCCGCCUUAAUGGGUGUAUAAUAAAGAAAUAGAACUGUU
Messenger RNA from Magallana angulata, 455 nucleotides. RefSeq lists its product as uncharacterized. The transcript is spliced from 4 exons. NCBI's taxonomy places the organism in Eukaryota, Metazoa, Mollusca, Bivalvia, Ostreida, Ostreidae. The record is from RefSeq and is a predicted model, not a curated record. Bases 49 to 426 code for a protein of 125 amino acids.